AUGUGGAUUUUUCUUUCAGACAACAUCAGUGCCGAAGAAUGCCUUGAUAAGAAAACCGUUUACGAAAAUUACUGCAAUAUGUGGCUUCUGGAUUUCCCUCAGAUUCAUCCCGUCAACCUUUUUGCUGACACAGAAGCAAACCUUCCUACCGGUUGGGACACAAAAAAAGACAGAAAUUCUAAGGCUCCGAUUCCGCCUCCUAGGCCUACGCCACCUGGAAGUUCUCCAUGUAAUUCUGUCGAAAUUCCAGUAGCUUACAACGAUAAAGUGGUUGCCUUUUUAAGGCAGCCUAAUAUUUUCGAUAUUUUAAAAGAACGUCACCCACCCAUCGGUACAUCGACAUCGCUCAGGGAAAAAGUGAAUGCCAUCCGAGUCGAUGGAACAUCUGCCCUUGAUCGACUUAGUCAAGAUUUGAACCUCACAAUUCUUCUAAGCCUUUUCGAGCAAGAAAUAAUGUCUUACGUCCCGGCAGCGGUACCUUCUUCAGCUACAACGUCGGUACGCAGCGGGUCUCCCCAACAAUCAUCUCCUGGAUUAAGUCGGCUUAGAGCCUCUGGUCCUUCACAUAGACGAGAUUUUGAGGCCAAAUUGCGCUCUUUUUACAGAAAAUUAGAAAGUAAAGGCUACGGACAAGGACCAGGGAAAUUUAGGCUCCAUAUUCGAAGGGACAGGCUCCUAGAAGAUGCCUUUAGAAGGAUUAUGGCAGCUAGUAGGAAGGAAUUGCAGAAAGGAAAGUUGUGUGUUCUUUGGGACGGAGAAGAAGGAUUAGAUUACGGAGGCCCAUCGAGAGAGUUCUUUUUCCUGCUUUCAAGGGAACUUUUCAAUCCUUACUAUGGACUUUUUGAAUAUUCGGCCAAUGAUACAUACACCGUACAAAUUUCUCCAAUGUCAGCAUUCGUGGAUAAUUAUCAGGAAUGGUUUCGCUUUAGUGGACGUGUUCUAGGAUUAGCAUUGGUUCAUCAAUAUUUACUGGAUGCUUUCUUUACAAGGCCUUUUUACAAAGCUCUCCUUAGACUGCCAGUAGCGUUAUCCGAUCUGGAAAGUUUAGAUUUCGAGUUUCACCAGUCGCUUCAAUGGAUCAAAGAAAACGACGUAUCUAAUCAAGGAGAACUAGAACUUACGUUUUCAGUUACUGAAGAGGUUUUCGGUCAAGUUCUGGAAAGAGAGCUCAAACCGGGUGGAAGAAAUGUCCCGGUAACCGAAAAGAAUAAAAAAGAAUACUUGGAACGAAUAGUAAGAUGGCGACUGGAAAGAGGAGUAGCUGAACAAACAGAGUGCUUAGUCAGGGGCUUUUAUGAAGUUGUAGAUCCUCGACUAGUUAGUGUUUUUGAUGCUAGGGAAUUAGAGCUUGUAAUGGCAGGAACUGCUGAAAUAGACCUUGUCGAUUGGAGACAAAACACUGAAUAUAGAGGUGGUUACCAUGAUCAACACCAAGUAGUUAUUUGGUUUUGGCAAGCAAUUGAAAGGUUUUCAAAUGAGCAAAGACUACGUCUCCUUCAGUUCGUUACUGGAACAUCAAGUAUUCCAUAUGAAGGCUUUGCAGCUUUAAGAGGCUCCAUCGGUCCCCGUAAAUUCUGCAUAGAGAAAUGGGGUAAACCCAACAGUUUGCCUCGCGCGCACACUUGUUUUAAUCGCCUUGAUUUGCCUCCAUAUCCAACUUCAGAAGUCCUACAUGAAAAAUUGCUCUUGGCUGUUGAAGAGACCAACACUUUUGGAAUUGAAUAAGCUGCUUCGAUAACACACUCUUACUUGAUAGAGAAAAAAUUGUUUUACUUCAAGCAAAGAAUCAGAAGACAAUAUUCGAAAAUCUGUAGGCAUUGCUCACUAUUGGAGCAGGAUAUUUUAUAGCCGAUUAAGGAAGCUAAACAAUAGAUACAAGUAAUAUACAAGUCAUUUACCGAAGCUUCCCAUAAACGGAUAGCUUCCACGUGGUUUUCAUACCAAAACAAUCAGUGUCUGCAUUACUGAUUACUUAUAUAGUUACCAAUGUGUAAAAUUAGUAUUUUCUGUCUAUUACCACAACCUUAUUUACAGUAAUUCCUCAGAAUUACGUAAUAAAUGGUACUAAUCGCAACUGAGAAGUAUAAAGUAAAUUUUUCUUAAAUCUAAUUUCAAAUAAAUAUAUAUCCAAAGUUAUUUACCGCAGCUUUGUAUCAAAAAAAUAACAGAUUGCAGAAGUAUGAAACAUGAUAAUAUGAAGCGAAUUUUGCUGCAUGCUUUCUAGGAAAAUAUACUGAUAUAAUUAUGUUGUAUUUUUUGACUAUCCUGAAACAAAAUGCUUCAACAAAUCAAACAUACAUAUUUCAGAACGUUUAUUAAGCUAUGAGUUAUUCUAUUAUUAGAAUAAUCCGUACAUCCCCAAUCACUUAAUUGCUUUUGAUUGAUAUAUUUCUCUGUAAAAAAAUACUACAUAAUAAACGGUGCAGACAUUUGAUAUACAUUUAGCUAAUUCGGUUGUUCAUAAUGAACAAACCGACAAACUCCUGGCACAAAAUAUCCAAGUAUGCUCUUUUUUGAGCACUUAAAUGUGUAAGAAUAUGUGAUGAUUUAUAGUUCUAGUCAACGCAUUAAAUGUUAUUUUUACAUGCGAAAGAUAACGCUAAUAGAUUAACAAAUUUAUUAUUUAUGUUUUAAAACUUAAUAAUACGGUAAUAACAUUAUCGAUAAUGUGUUGCUAUCGUUUAUUAUUCCAAGUGCAUUUUAUAAGUUGUUCAACUGUAACAGCAAAAUUUGUAUUUUGUUAUUUGUAUUUGAAUAAGUGCCACUUAGAAUAUUUAUUCAAUGUUUAUGUAUAGCUCUUUGUAAAGUUUAGAAAAUAUACACUGUUUUCACUAA
This is a messenger RNA of Agrilus planipennis (emerald ash borer), 2835 nucleotides long. RefSeq names its product E3 ubiquitin-protein ligase HECW2 (gene Hecw). Gene Ontology annotation, molecular function: ubiquitin-protein transferase activity. The record is from RefSeq and is a predicted model, not a curated record. Gene Ontology annotation, biological process: regulation of dendrite morphogenesis. Lineage: Eukaryota; Metazoa; Arthropoda; Insecta; Coleoptera; Buprestidae. The coding region runs from base 1 to 1725 and encodes 574 amino acids. The transcript is spliced from 7 exons.